Molecule: messenger RNA, 282 nt
Organism: Staurois parvus
Lineage: Eukaryota; Metazoa; Chordata; Amphibia; Anura; Ranidae
Source: the annotation of a GenBank genome assembly
GCGGGCACCGGGUCAUCUGGCGCUGGAUCGUCUGGCUCGACAGCGGGCAUCGGGUCACCAGGCAUGACAGCAGGCACUGGGUCAUCAGGUACCAGAUCGUCUGGAUCGACAGUGGGCACCGGGUCAUCUGGCGCUGGAUCGUCUGGCUCGACAGCGGGCAUCGGGUCACCAGACAUUGGAUCGUCUGGCUGGACAGCGGGCAUCGGGUCACCAGGCAUCAGGUCAUUUGGCACGACAGCGGGCACUGGGUCAUCAGGCGUGAUAGGAUCAUCAGGCUGGAUC